Desarmillaria tabescens is the source of this 1030-nucleotide messenger RNA. Its product is annotated as ATG16-domain-containing protein. Gene Ontology annotation, cellular component: autophagosome membrane. The record is from RefSeq and is a predicted model, not a curated record. The coding region runs from base 82 to 906 and encodes 274 amino acids. NCBI's taxonomy places the organism in Eukaryota, Fungi, Basidiomycota, Agaricomycetes, Agaricales, Physalacriaceae. Gene Ontology annotation, biological process: autophagosome assembly. The transcript has 5 exons.
CAACCGUCACGCUGCAUCCCACCUUCAUCCAAAAGAGCAUCACCCUACUCGUUCUCCUCAUUUGCUCUGCUCUCCGUUGCGAUGGCCGAGCCUGCUUGGCAAGAGAUUCUUCGUGCUCGUCUCCAGGAACGGAAUGCAAAGGAGUCUGCGUUUUCGUCUGUCAUUGAGCAAUACCGACGGUUAGCACAACAGACAAAGUUUCUAAAGGAACGAAACGUUCAAUUUCUCCGUGCUGCACAGUCUGUUCGGGGCAACAAUCCAAGCAGCUCUACUGUUUUCGUGCCAGGGACCAGUGAAGAGAAUCCCGUCUUGUCGGCAUAUCAGUCACUGCGGGACGAGAUUGCAGGCGCCUACAAAUCUCAGACUCAAAAUACUCAAAGACUGUUAGCCAUGACAGAAACACUACGUGAGAAGGAGGAAGCUUCGAGGAUUGGCGACGAGAACUUGAGAAAGACGCGAGAUGAGCUGGCUGUCCUUCGCCGAAAGGUCGACCAACACAACGAGUUAAUGGCUGAGAAGGACCGCACUGUCCAGAUCCUUCACGACGAAAUAAGCACCCUUCAGCUUGAACUUGGUCAGAUCGAGGAACGAAACCAAACGCUGAUAAAAGACAAUGCCAAAUUAUUACAGCGAUGGUUAGAUGCGAAGCAGGCUGAAGCUAAUAAGAUGAACGAAGCAAAUGAAUUCUACGAGAACAUGCGCUCCCGACAUCAGAAUGUGACAACCUGGCGCGAUGAAACUCUCGGUGCCGGCACGCCUGCCGCGGUGAGCAACGGAGCGGAUUCAUCAUCACAACCAUCCGAGUCGGGAAACGGGGAUCUGAACGAGGAGACGAAGGAGACGGAGACGAAGGAUGGGAUACUAUCUCCCACGGAGAAGAACAUGGAUCCGAGUCCGAAUGGUUGAUUGUUGAUGAAUAAAUUUUAAUUUCCAUCCUACUUUUUGGUUUCCAUUGCAUACCAUACCCAUGUCUAGUGAUAUACCUUCAUUUUGUUCAAAUCCAAGCUUAUAAUCGGGGGAACCUUAAUGA